Molecule: messenger RNA, 1527 nt
Organism: Nannospalax galili (Upper Galilee mountains blind mole rat)
Lineage: Eukaryota; Metazoa; Chordata; Mammalia; Rodentia; Spalacidae
Gene: Lyar
Product: Ly1 antibody reactive
Exons: 9
Coding region: 199-1356 (385 amino acids)
Biological process (GO): rRNA processing; negative regulation of transcription by RNA polymerase II
Cellular component (GO): nucleolus
Molecular function (GO): DNA binding
Source: RefSeq, a predicted model, not a curated record
GCGUGACCUCCGUUGCGCCAGGGCGGCUCGGUGUGAGUUUUGCGCGCGGAGCCUGGAGAGGCCGGCCGUGGCGGCUGCACUGGGCGAACGGGGCUCCACGUGCUGCCCGCGGCCCGUUGGAACCGUUGACGGCGUCGGCUGAGAGGACCAGAGUUUCAGCCUGUCUUGGAUAGAGUAUAUUUCAUCAUUUCGCUAAAAAUGGUAUUUUUUACAUGCAAUGCAUGUGGUGAAUCAGUGAAGAAAAUACAGGUGGAGAAGCAUGUGUCUGUCUGCAGAAGCUGUGAAUGUCUUUCAUGCAUCGACUGUGGGAAAGACUUCUGGGGCGAUGACUACAGACACCAUGUGAAGUGCAUCAGCGAAGACCAGAAGUACGGGGGCAAGGGCUACGGGGGCAAGACCCACAAGGGUGAUGUGAAGCAGCAGGCGUGGAUUCAGAAAAUUAAUGAAUUAAUAAAGAAACCUAACGUCAGCCCCAAGGUGAGAGAACUUUUACAGCAAAUAAGUGGUUUUGACAACAUUCCCAGGAAAAAGGCGAAGUUUCAGAACUGGAUGAAGAACAGCUUGAAAGUGCAGAAUGAGUCUGUCCUGGAGCAGGUGUGGAGCAUCUUCUCAGAAGCUUCCAGCAGUGAGCCAGCCAGUAAGGAACAAGAUCAGCAGCCACCAAGCCAGGUGGCCAAGCCCCAUGCAGAAAUCCCUGCUAAGGUUCCGUCCUCAAAAACCAACGGCACCACAGAAGAGCACACAGAGGCGAAGAAUAAAAGAGAAAGGAAGGAGGGGCGGCAGAGGAGCAGGAGGGAGAAGAAGGAGCUGAAGUUGGAGGGCCAGAAGCCGAGCAAGCACAGAAAGGGGCUGGAGGCCCAGCUGGUGGCUGACGGGGAAGAAGCCCCCAAGGCCAAUGGCUCAGCAGGGAAGAAGGGCAAGAAGAAGAGGGUCCAGGACCAGCAGGCCCCAGAAGAGGGAGCAGACAGAAGCGGGGGCCCCAGGCACAGUGCUGACGAGGCCCAGGCAAAGACAGCUACGGGAAAGAGAAAGCGGAAGCACUCAGAAGUUGAGUCAGAUUGCAAGAAGAAAAAGGUGGUGCUGCCUGGACAUCCUGAGGAAGGAGAGCCCAGAGACCACGAGGCUCCUGCAAAAGGGAAGUUCAACUGGAAGGGAACGAUCAAAGCAGUUCUGAAGCAGGCUCCAGACAACGAGAUACCAAUCAAAAGGCUAAAGAGAAAGGUUCUCAGUCAGUAUCACGCGGUGACAAGUGACCAUCACAAGUCUGAGGAGGAGCUCCUGGCCAUCUUCCACAAGAAAAUCAGCAGGAACCCCACCUUUAAGGUGCUCAAGGACAAAGUGAAGCUUUUGAAGUGAGGCCACCUCACAUGCCCACUCCAUCGACACCUUCCCUCCCUGCUGUUUGUAAAAUGCCAUGAAUCAUAACAGCCCGAUCUUGCUUUCUAAAGCUGUAUUUUUAAGUUAAGGGAAAAAAAAAUAUUUUUGUUAGAACUUUUAUGAAAAAAUAUAUUCUUUUCAAAUUCUAAA